Neurospora tetrasperma FGSC 2508 is the source of this 1359-nucleotide messenger RNA. RefSeq lists its product as uncharacterized. The transcript has 2 exons. Gene Ontology annotation, molecular function: oxidoreductase activity. The record is from RefSeq and is a predicted model, not a curated record. NCBI's taxonomy places the organism in Eukaryota, Fungi, Ascomycota, Sordariomycetes, Sordariales, Sordariaceae. The coding region runs from base 69 to 1085 and encodes 338 amino acids.
AAGGAUUACACAGGUUAACGAGACUCGAAAAGUCACAUUAAUAACAACGGACAAAAAACAAGCCCACAAUGGCACCAAAGACAAUGAAAGCAGUGGACAUAAGAAACGGCAAAGGCUCCGCCGACAACCUCUUCAUCAACCCCGACACGUCUUUCCCCCAAGCCCAGCCUGGCCAAGCCCUCGUUAAAGUCAAAGCCUUCGGCCUCAACCGCAUGGACCUGAUCCAGCGAGAGGGCCACUACCCUUUGCCUCCUCAAGCACCCAGCACUUUAGGCGUCGAGUUCUCCGGCACCAUUGAGUCUUUUGGAGAUGGCGACCACGGCGACUUCAACGUCGGCGACGAAGUCUUUGGCCUAGCCUACGGCGGCGCCUAUGCCGAGUACAUUGCCGUGUCGUCCAAAAUGCUGCUGCAUAAGCCGGCGCACCUGAGCUUCGAGCAGGCGGCGGGUGUGCCGGAGACGUGGAUCACAGCGACUCAGGCGCUGCAUUUUGUACUGGGCGGGAUCGGCGAGCAGGGGAAGACGAUCUUGUGGCAUGCGGGAGCUUCGGGGGUGUCUAUUGCGGGCAUUCAGCUCUCGAAGCUUGCCGGCGCGAAACAAAUCUUUGCAACGGCGGGCUCGGCUGACAAGUGCAAGUUCAUCGAGAACGAGCUGGGCGCGACGGCAGCGUUCAACUACAAGGAACAGGACUGGGUGGAAGAGAUCAUGAAGAAGACCGAUGGCAAGGGUGUUGAUUUGGUCGUUGACUUUAUCGGCGCCAGUUACUUCCAGAAGAACCUGGAUGUGGUGGCUCGUGAUGGGCGCAUUUGCAUGCUGGGACUGAUGGGCGGUGCUGUAGCCGACAAGGUGGACAUCUCCAAGCUACUUUACAAGAGGGCCCGCGUGGAAGGGAGUACCCUCAGGAGCCGUGACGAGAACUAUCAGGGCCAGCUGAGGGACAAGUUGAGCGAAUACCUGCCCAAGUUCGAGAGCGGUGAGCUCAAAAUCUUCAUUGACACUGUCUUGCCCUUUGAGGAGAUCGUCAAGGCUCACAAGCAGCUUGAGGCGAACACGACCAUGGGCAAGAUUAUCUGCACUGUCUCAUAGACGACAGUACCAGUACAGGACCGUAAGCUGUCCCUAGCUAGUCAGGGGUCAUUUGCCAACCAGCGAUGCAAGUAAAGCGCUGCGAUACCCUUUUGCAAUUAUCUUCACCUGCGGAAUCCCAUCGGAUGCCGCGAUAUGAAACCCGAACCUGAGCGCUAAAUAUAGUAGGAAACGCCUGUACUAUCACCAAGACAUCAUUCAAUGCUCCGCAAGCCAUUUCAACAUCUGCUCAAAAGCGGCAGCUUGUGCCUCCUUGAUAUGAGCAUCCUCAUAC